Messenger RNA from Striga hermonthica, 873 nucleotides. The record is from the annotation of a GenBank genome assembly. NCBI's taxonomy places the organism in Eukaryota, Viridiplantae, Streptophyta, Magnoliopsida, Lamiales, Orobanchaceae.
AUGAAAUAUUUGCACGAAUUCAUUUAUAAGAUGAAGAUGGAUAAGAAAUUUGAGGCUUCGAGGGCAGAAUUCUUUAUGGGUUUGAGGGAGAAGGAGGCUUUUGCUUACAAGCAUAGAUAUGAUGCUAGGAUAUGGGAACAGAGAGUAUCAAGUGAACAAUUAAUUGACCUUGAACAGGUUACAGCUUCUGGAGAUCAAUAUGGAAAGAAGUAUAAUCCCAUGGAUCACAAUUAUAACAGUUCGUCUCAGUCUCCAACAGAAAUGCAGAGUUGUUGCACACCUGGUUCUUCAUUAAGGAGUGCCGUCUGGGUUGGGAGUACUAAUGCCACCUCUCAGCCACCUGUUAUUGAAAACAGCAUUACUACUGAAAAGUGUACUCCUCAAAUUGCAGUUCAAUCUGAUAAGUCAUGGAAAAGAUCCUCUACACAUGUCUACAUAAGCCGUCUGAUUAAGGUCUUGCAGAUGCCGAAGAAUAAAGAAGGGUCAUCCAAGAAGGCCCCAGCCACAGUCGAGCACGAUAUCUUUUUAAAUGAGAGGAUUAUCGAAGAUGCAAAAGUGGGUUUCUAUGACUUCUUAUCAUUGGACACUAAAUAUCGCAGUUCAUAUACGAGUGCGGACAUAAACCGAGAAGGGCACAGUCACGAGGGUCGUGAACAAUUUCACUCGGGCCUUCUGCCCUUUUCACUGUCUCCGAAUGAGGGAAAGUCCCCAAGGAAGCAAUUCGUCACGAAGGAUAGCAACAACAGUAGUAGUAGGAGUAGUUCAAAGAGAAAGGCAGUUGGAGUUAUUACCAUUACAGAUUCCCCGAAGCUGUUCAGGUCCGAUUUCAAAGUCCCUAAGUUGAAGCCUUCGGCAUCUCCAGAAAAUGUUUGA